CCCUCUCUACACCCGUGACACACCCAGAUGUCACCUCGCUCCCUUGGCAGGUGACAGGGCACCGCUCCUGCCUUGCCCUUGAAAAUCAGCCACGCCACCGCCAAGUCAGCCAGCAGAGCAGGAUACACUCUCCUGGACCUCCCGAAGCAGCACACGGGGCUCCCCGCGAGACAAACCUGAGCUCCCCAGCAGCGCGGUGGGGGUUCGGAGACCACCAGCUCAUCCGAGUGGGCAGCCCAGCAUGUCCCAGCCAAGGCAAAGCCGGGCUCUUGUCAUCGUCAAUACCAGUUUCUGCAGCAGUGAUGGUGAUGUGGUGUUUGGGACCCGGAAAGGAGCCGAGAGAGAAGCAGAGAAGCUGUCCAGGAUACUCUCACGGCUCAACUACACGGUGAAGCUGAUGCAUAACAAGACAGCCAAGGAGAUAGAAGAUCUUUACCAGCAAGAGCGCGGCUGCGAGCACGGGCAGUACUUUGUGAGCAUCAUCUCCAGCCACGGAGAGGAGGGAGUCAUAUUUGGUUGCGACGCGGAGCCGGUGAAGCUGACCCGGAUUUUCCAGAUUUUGUCCUCAGAGAAGUGCCCGGUGCUCACCAAAAUACCCAAAAUCUUCUUUAUCCAGGCUUGCCGAGGGCAAGAGUUCGACCAGGGGGUGGUUGUGGAGUGUGACAGCGGGGAGCCGGGGCCGGACUACGAGCCAGGAUACCUCUCCAUCCCUCCCCAAACUGUUGUGAUGUUUGCCUGCAGUCCAGGCUACGUGGCCUUCCUCAACAUCUCCGGAUCCAUGUUCCUCCAGGCCCUGCUCAAGGUCCUGGAGGGUGAGGAACGUCACCUGGCCCUCAACCGCCUCAUGACCCGCAUUAACUGGGAGGUGGCCUUUCACUGCCAGGCCAGGGGUGCCUACAGGGGAUGCAAGGAGAUGCCCUGCUUUGUCACCAACCUGGUGCAGGAGGUCUUCCCCUUCUCAGCACCCAUCGUGGAGGAAGCAGACAGUGUUUGAGAGCUGCUGGUUCUGCAGAAAAGCCCAAGGGGUGAAGAGCAUCAUCUUGGUUGUGAGAAGUUCCCUGCUAUGCAUGUUAAAAAAAAAGACAAGUUACACAAAAACAAGCAGAAAACCCCUCUGGGAAGGUCACCAGGUCAAGCUGAGAUGUGCUGGAGCUACCGGGGAGACACAAGCCAAGUGCAGCCGGGGCAGAUCUGCAGAGCAGGAACAUCUGAUUUAAGCACACGACGGUGCAGUGACACCUAAACACCCCACAGCAGCACCCCCAAGCCAUGGCUGCCCGCAGCUCCGGAGGGGGACGUAAACCUGCUGCUCUCCC
Athene cunicularia (burrowing owl) is the source of this 1316-nucleotide messenger RNA. Its product is annotated as caspase-3-like. NCBI's taxonomy places the organism in Eukaryota, Metazoa, Chordata, Aves, Strigiformes, Strigidae. Gene Ontology annotation, molecular function: cysteine-type endopeptidase activity. Bases 242 to 994 code for a protein of 250 amino acids. The record is from RefSeq and is a predicted model, not a curated record. Gene Ontology annotation, biological process: proteolysis. The transcript has 4 exons.